CGGUCGGUGAUUGGCCGCGCGCUGGCGUGCGUGCGUGCCGGGCCACGCUCCCUUGCCACGUCCGUGCGGCGCCUGCGGUGGAGCCGGUGCGGGCGGCAUUCGGCGCCGCGGCCUCGUGCACGGAACACUUGUUGCAGCCAUGAUGCCUGUUGCAACAGUGAUGCCUGAUGACACACCGAUGUUUGACCCAAAUAUUCUGCAUGAACUUGACUGGAGUGAGAACACAGUGACGUUUUCUCCUGCUAUUUCUCCUUUAGAUCCAGGAGAUGGCCUAGUUUUAAGACCGCUUUGCACAGCUGAUUUAAAUCGAGGCUUUUUUAAGGUUCUGGGUCAGCUGACUGAAACUGGAGUUGCAAGCCCAGAGCAGUUUAUCAAAACCUUUGAGCACAUGAAGAGAUCUGGAGAUUACUACGUUACUGUUGUAGAAGACACAAAUCUUGGGCAGAUUGUUGCUACAGCAACACUGGUUAUAGAACAUAAGUUCACUCACUCCUGUGCAAAGAGAGGAAGGAUAGAAGAUGUAGUAGUAAGCGGGGAGUGCAGAGGAAAGCAGCUUGGUAAACUAUUAACGUCCACCCUUACGCUGCUAAGUAAGAGACUGAACUGUUACAAAAUUACGCUCGAGUGUCUGCCAAAAAAUGUGGAUUUCUAUAAGAAGUUUGGCUAUUCAGUAUCUGAAGAAAACUACAUGUUUCAACGGUUCUUUAAUUAAGAACUUCCAGUUUUUUGUUUUGUUUUUUUUUUUAAAGACUCUUGGUGGAGGAGCUUGUGCUACAAACAUUCUCUUCGUGGAAAAUUUCUAUAGUUUAUUGCUACAAAUAUAAUGAUCCCUAUAAAUAAUUAACAUCAAAUGUGUAAAUCAUUAAAAAAAAUUACUGACAUUUUAGAAGGGUCCUCUGGGUUAGGAAAUAAGCGCUUAGAACUAAUUUUUACUACUGUUCAGUCUAAGUGAAGCUUUUUUUUGGUCUGAGUUACAAAGGACUCUUGUUAAAGGCAUGGUUUUUAACCAAAGGUAUAUAUUUUUAUCUCAGAUUUUUUCUUGCAUUGUAUUUUUCUAAAGAUUUGCGCUUCUUUUUCUUGAUAGCCAAAGUACAGCUCAUGGGAUUGUUCUGCCAUCCGUACUUUGUGGAAGGAUGAUGUAGCUUGGGUGGGGAUGAUGCUUCUCUUAUGCAGAAUUAGCGAUACAGAAUGGGCAUUUGUUCUGUUCUUUCCAUGGAACCUCACUGAAGUGCUGUUGCUGUUAUUAGUGUGUCUAAAGUUUUAUAGGCACUAUUUUCCAAAACUGAAUUUGUUACUGUUUGUGCAAGUAGGGGAGAACCCUAAUGGUGUAUGCUGAAGCUGAUGUUCCAAAUCUAAAAAUGGAUGUGUACUUCUCACAGCAGGGGUCCUGCACUUUAGCUGAUAACUUAGUUUUCAGGAUAAUGACUUUUUUUUUUUUUUUUCUGACAAAAAACCCAACAAACAAACUCAAACAUGGUUUGCAACAGGGCAAAGAUAACUGGGAAAUGGGAAUGUCUGGCAGAGGGUGCCCUGUCUCUAGUAGGGCUGGGGCUCUGGCUAGUACGUGAUGGGAGUGUGGUUUGGGAUUGGCAGUAGCGUGUUCAGCUUCACCCAGCGCACCUGGCCAGCAGGCUGUGGUUUUGCUGGUAAUGGCUUAUGCCUAUGCCAUAGUGAACCAGCAGGGAAAUCCCCCGUCCUGUACUGAGGGAUUGCUGCUUCUUUGGAGCAUCCCUCUUGCUAUAAGGUUGGAUAAAUAAUUGUUAGCACUUUUGCCAGCAAUGGCAAGCAAAUAACAUACAAAGCCCUAGUUUCAACAGUAGUGUUUUGUGCGAAGAGAGUGACAAAUCCUACAUCUAUGAAUAGGGCAUUAUAAAUACAUGGUUUGUACAGAACAGCCAGUCUUGUUUGUGAACAGUUGGGCCUUAUAAAAAGGUUCGUUCAUUGUGGUGUGGAGAGCUACUUUAAGCUGUGGUGGGGGUUCUAUUUAAUGUUCCUGAUGGUACUCCACUCGAUAUAGUGUUUCUUUGGUGAUGUCUGUUUUAUUUAUUGAUUAUUUUUAAUAAUAAUAAAAAAAAUCUUUAAGCUGAAUAAAUGAAGACUGCCAAAUGUA
This is a messenger RNA of Falco peregrinus (peregrine falcon), 2110 nucleotides long. It is a transcript of the gene GNPNAT1, whose product is annotated as glucosamine-phosphate N-acetyltransferase 1. Bases 140 to 712 code for a protein of 190 amino acids. Gene Ontology annotation, biological process: UDP-N-acetylglucosamine biosynthetic process. Gene Ontology annotation, molecular function: glucosamine 6-phosphate N-acetyltransferase activity; monosaccharide binding. The transcript is spliced from 6 exons. Gene Ontology annotation, cellular component: endoplasmic reticulum-Golgi intermediate compartment; endoplasmic reticulum; Golgi apparatus. The record is from RefSeq and is a predicted model, not a curated record. NCBI's taxonomy places the organism in Eukaryota, Metazoa, Chordata, Aves, Falconiformes, Falconidae.